CGGCCUCCUGUGAUCGAGGGUAUUGCCCUGCUAUCUUCUGUUUCGCCAACCGGAUUUGUAGGAUGAUAGGUUAACCGACAUGAAAUCAUUAGGUAUAAAUUCUGCGAGAGCGACGAGUCGUUUGAGAUAUCAUACGAUGAAAUGAAGCAAGGAACUCUCCACCUGCCUGAGCUGCUGGGGGAAGAGGCAUCCCUGCUGAACACAUUUCACAAUGAAUGCCACUCCGCAGCGCAUACGCUUUUGUCAUGUCUUGCAGACAUGCUUACCCUUCCCCUGGAGGACUACCAUCAGGACGGGGAGCCGAGUGAGACUGGAUUCAAACUCGUCGCGGAGCCAUCACUAGAAAGGGCCAGUGAGGUGCAAGAAAACAAACACACCGAUAGUGGCACCUUGACGAUUCUGUUCUAUGACAAAUGGGGCCUACAGAUCUGUCUCCCCACGCCUGAGAACGAAUGGGUGUUUAUCCCGCCUCCCCAACCUGGCUGCGCUUUGGUGCACGGGGGCAACUCGCUGCAGCGCCUAUCGAACUAUCAACUGCAGUCUCCGUUGCAUCGUGUUACUCAGCCUCAGGAUGGAGCGGCGGAGAGGUAUUUUCUCUCAUACUUUUUGCGACCAGCAAAGACAGUAGCGCGCCAUGGCGUCGGGGAUUUGCCUGAUUAGAUUAUGUAG
Molecule: messenger RNA, 669 nt
Organism: Paecilomyces variotii
Lineage: Eukaryota; Fungi; Ascomycota; Eurotiomycetes; Eurotiales; Thermoascaceae
Exons: 2
Coding region: 142-660 (172 amino acids)
Molecular function (GO): dioxygenase activity
Source: RefSeq, a predicted model, not a curated record